Dichomitus squalens LYAD-421 SS1 is the source of this 3981-nucleotide messenger RNA. RefSeq names its product P-loop containing nucleoside triphosphate hydrolase protein. Gene Ontology annotation, molecular function: zinc ion binding; 5'-3' RNA helicase activity; RNA binding. The record is from RefSeq and is a predicted model, not a curated record. The transcript is spliced from 10 exons. The coding region runs from base 109 to 3102 and encodes 997 amino acids. Lineage: Eukaryota; Fungi; Basidiomycota; Agaricomycetes; Polyporales; Polyporaceae.
GUUGAGAUGCAUGUGAACGAAUGGAACGCUGAGCUGCCUCAUGGCCGCUCCGCGUUUGCUCGCUUCUCUGCCCAUCUCCCCCCCCUCUCUGUCUCUACCCUCACCACAAUGUCCCAAGUACUCUUCUCUUACUGUCCUCAGACUCUCUAUGGGGAAGGCUGCACGGAUCCUGACUGCACGUUAAUCCACGACGCGAAGUAUUGCAAGCUCUGCGCUGUCAUCUGCGAACCGGCUUUGGCGUACGAAUCUCAUUGUACCACCGAUGCCCACAUCAAGCAACGGAACAGGCCGCGCUGGUUACAUUGCCCAAUCUGUAACGUCUCACUCCCCACUCCAGGCUCCUGGUCCUCGCACGCGAACGGACGGGCUCAUCAAAGAUGUGCUGUGAAGCGAGGGCUUAAUCCAUCCCUCGUGAAGCCCGUGGAACCCCCUAGCAACUCCCCGCAAUCAAGGUACUGUGAGACUUGUGAGCUCACGGUGGCCUUUGAUGCUUGGACGGUGCACAGAGGUGGUAAGUCGCAUCGCCUUCGAGAGCAACAUGCCCUCUUCAGGGCAUCCAUCGGGAGAGCAACUCAGGACCGAGGAGUCAGCGUCUCACACGAAGACGGUCUCGACUUCGGUAUCGUCAGCCUAGCUGUAGCGAAAGCCGGUGUCAACGCCGAAGUGGUAAUCACUACUAGCACUACCUCUCCUGUGUACGAGGUCUUAGCCAGCAUACACUCCGGUGUAACCGGGAAGCUCAGAAGCAAGAAGAUAAAAUCGCCAUUUUCCACAGCAUUGGAUCGUAACGACGUACCCCCUGCUUAUUCCCUGAGCCUCCCGAUUCGCUUCACGGGCCUCAAUCGCGGUCGCUACGAGGAACACUUGGUGAUCGCCUUCCAAGCUGUGAAUGGCGCUAGCUUCGUCAUUGUCAGAAGAUUGCGAGUGACUGUGGGCGAUGCUGCAGACCACGAGUCCUUGAAGCCAGUAACCCCUUACAUCCGUAGUCGUCGCGUACAAUGGCGGAAGGAUUUACCAACAGUCUCGGGCGAGCGCCCAUCCUCAUUCCUUGCAGCUCAAUACAUCAGAAAAUUACCCGAAGCGCGAAUCCCUGUAGAGCUCGGAGAUAUUUUGAAAUCUGGCACUCCCCAAGACGUCGAGACGCGCAUACGGGAGAAAUACUUCUCGGAGCCUUUGUCGCUGGCCACCCAUGCGUCGCACUUCGCCAAUCUUCUGUGGAUAGAGGAGGACCGCAUGGUGGAGGACCUGCGACGAUACGACAUGUCGGAUGUUAUCUUCACGAAAGAGGGCAGAUUGCACUCCCUCAGGGUCCCUGGAUUGGCCGAGAAGAGGCCAAGCGUCAUGAUUGGCGAUGCGAUCAACGUCCAAGCUGCGAACGGGGCUGACGAGCGGACGUAUAAGGGCUUCGUGCACGACGUCUAUAUGGAGACAGUCCGAGUCAGCUUCCACGAGUCAUUCAAGGCCGAAGGAAGACGCUACAAUGUCUCCUUCCAAUUGAACCGUAUUCCGCUCAGGAGGCAGCAUCAGGCAUUGGACGCGUCCGCUCCCGAUCCUCGGCGCCUUCUGUUUCCACUUCCUGGACAGCAAGGCCUUGGACGUGCUCUUGGUCAAGACGAACAACCCGUGACUUUCUUUAACCCCCUGAUUGCGGCGAACCCUGCUCAGACAUUGGCGGUGAAGUCUAUCCUCCAGCUUCGCCCUGGCGCUGCGCCGUUCGUUGUCUUUGGACCACCUGGUACGGGAAAGACGGUCACUGACGUCGAGGCAAUCCUUCAGAUUCUCGAUCGCGACAAGGAUGCCAAGAUCCUUGCAUGUGCCCCUAGCAACAGUGCCGCAGACAUCAUUGCCCUUCGACUUUCCGCCACGUUCACCACGGCAGAGAUGUUUAGAGCUAACGCUCCCUCUCGCGACCCCCGUUCUGUUCCUGAAGCCCUGGAGCCGUAUACCCUCCACUUGACCUACCGUUACGGCUUCCCGCCCCUUGAGGAUCUCAAGAAAUUCAGGGUCAUCGUGUCGACAUGUGGCAACGCGUCGUUCGCGUACAACGUCGGUAUCGAGCGGGGUCACUUUUCCUACAUCUUCGUCGACGAAGCUGGUCAAGCGACGGAGCCGGAGGUCCUCACGGCAGUCAAGACCAUGUCCUCAAAGGAUACUCGAAUCGUCCUAUCUGGAGAUCCGAAGCAGUUGGGGCCGAUCAUUCGCUCGAGCAUCGCCAGGGAGCAGGGCUUAGGUGUCAGUUAUAUGGAACGGUUGCUGGAACGGCCCGUCUACGAUGCACAGACUGGGCGCGGGCUUUCAUGGGUGAAGCUCCUGCAGAAUUACAGAUCGCACGAGGCCAUCCUACACUAUCCUAACGAAAAGUUCUACGACAACGAGCUUCAAGUGUGCGGAGCCCACGGUACCGUGAAUUCGUUCCUGGGCUCCUCGCAGUUAGCGUCUCCGGAGUUCCCCGUUGUGUUCCAUGCACUCGCAGGACACAACGAUCGCGAGUCAACAUCGCCGUCGUAUUUCAACAUUGACGAAGCCUCGGAAGUGAAGGCAUACGUCCAGGCCCUCUUGGCCGAUCGCCAGUAUCCAAUCCAGGCGAAGGACAUCGGCGUGAUCACGCCAUACCACGCUCAAGUACGCAAGAUUCGCAAGCUGCUCCGCGACGCAGAUAUCCCAGACGUGGACGUCGGAAGCGUCGAGAUCUUCCAAGGGCAAGAGCGCAGGGCGAUCAUCCUAUCCACUGUCCGGAGCAGCGCCGAUCUCCUCGCAUACGACGCGAAGUUCACCCUGGGAUUCGUCUCUAAUCCUCGUCGCUUCAAUGUUGCCAUCACUCGCGCUCAAGCGCUCCUGAUUGUCAUCGGCGACCCCGGAAUCCUCUGCUUAGACCCCAUCUGGCGGGGUUUCUUGAACUAUGUCUAUUUGCACGGCGGAUGGCGUGGCGACCCACCGACUUGGGAUGUCAAUGUCCCUGUUAGAGACGAUGCGGACUACUUUGACGAGCUGCAGGAGGCCCUGGCAGCAGAGAUGGGUGUGUUCAUGUCGCGCCUUCCGUCGGAGGGCGAGGAUUUGGAAGGCGACGCGAAUGUCGAGAGGGAGUUCCAAGAGACGGAAUAAACUCAAUAUCGCAUUGAAGUCUUACCUCAUAAUUUGCGAGAUCUAGUACUUGUACACUAUUCUUGAUGAUGCUACAUGUAUUAGCACGAAUACCGCUCAUGGGAAGCUGCACUGCUGGGUAUCGACGAUACAUGACAAGCGGAGACGUCUCACCAAUGGAAGGCAUUCUACACAUCUAGGGGCGAUCUGAGACAUCGAAGGAGACACCAAAGGAGACAUCGCUCUCCGUGCUUUCAUCUGAAAUAUCAUACAAGGCGUGAAUUCUCACUGUGAAAGUAUGGCGGAGUCUUCCUCUGUUUCCCUGAUCGAUCUGCUGAUCAGCUAUAAACCACGGGCCUCUGCAUCCUGCUCCUCUUCUUCGUCCCCAUUCCCACCAUCGGUCCUAGCGUUUUCCACAGCAGCAUUGACUGCAGCCUUCGGCCCAGCGAUAAGCCCCCCGCCGAUACCUUCCAGCAUCUUACCACAUCCGUAUAAAACCGCACCACCAGUGAAGAUUGCUGCUCCGGCCAGGAUGAAAGGCGAAGCAAGCACUACGCCGAGCCCCGUCCCGAGGGCCUCGAGGGCCGCGGAGCUUGAGCUCGACGUGGACUGGCCGGGAUUGGAUCCGGCGGGACGCCUGCGCCCUGUGCCGUCGGUGUUGCGCCUGCGACCGCCUGUGGGCUCAUCGUCAGGGGAGAAGCUUCGGCCGUUUUGCUUCUCGUUGCGGCGGUUUGAGCGGCGAGUAGCGCUUCCAGCUUUCACCAAACAACGAUCAGGAGACUUCGACUCGUCUGAGCUCUUGUUCAACAUGACGAAGAAGGUGCUGUAAGGGGGAUGUUGAUAAAGUUCUGGGUAACAGCGCACGUCUCUGGCCAAUAUAAGUGCGCACUCGGUUUUUCC